This is a messenger RNA of Racocetra persica, 1933 nucleotides long. The record is from the annotation of a GenBank genome assembly. Lineage: Eukaryota; Fungi; Glomeromycota; Glomeromycetes; Diversisporales; Gigasporaceae.
CAAUAGCAAAACUGACAUAAUAAUAAAUUCACCAAUAUAUCAAGAAAGCCAUACUAACAAUAUUGUCAUAAUCGUCGAUGGAGAACAACAGGCAAAAGCUUUACAACCGAUUUAUUGUAAUUUAUCGAAACAGUCGAGCAAUACGUUUAUUCAUGUAGUAGUUACUGGUAAAGAACGUGGAAUGUGUGGAGAAGAGCUAAAAAAGAUUAAGUUUGAAUUACCUGAAUGUCACAUAUCCGUACACGACUUGGGUAUUCGAAAUCGUUCAUCAGACAAUGAAAAUUUUAUGUCGUCUAUAUUUACAGAAACAACUCGCAUGGUAAAUCAACUUAGACCGAUUGUAUUGAUUUAUAUAAAAAAUUUAGAUGAUUUUGUGAUGCGUGGAAUUGACGCUGCUACAAUUGCGACAUCCAAAAUUAAUGAAUUCACAAAGAUUGCAAUACCUAUUGAACAUAUGAACAAUAUAAUGUUCAUAACAGAUUUGCCAAUUGAAGCUCUUAAACAAUGGAACACUCCCAAAUUUCGUAUACAAGUAAUUACAUAUGAACGUCCAGCUUCUUUAAAACGUCUCGUAGAAUCACUUAGGUCAUCUAUUUAUCUUGGUGACAACGUACCUCUCACCAUAAAUAUUGAUGAGGGUGCUGACCUACGUACCAUUGAAUAUUCUCAUGCUAUUGAAUGGCCUUUUGGUAAAAAGAAUAUUCUACGUCGCACAGUUCAAGGUGGCUUGGUUGCAAACAUUGUGGAAUCUUAUUAUCCGGCCCAUAAUAAUGAUUAUGCCUUCAUCUUUGAGGAUGAUAUUGAAGUUUCCCCAUUUUUCUACAUAUGGGCUAAAUAUACCAUUUUAAAAUAUAGAUAUGGUCCUGAUAGAAUUUUUAGCAAUAGAAUGUUUGGCGUCAGCCUUUACAAUUCAAAACACAUUGAAUUAACUUUGCCUAAGCAUACGAAAUUUAAUGCUGCUCUCGUUUUGGAUUCUGCAAAAUAUAAUAGACGAAGUCCAUAUCUUAGUCAAAUACCAUGUAGUUGGGGUUCUGUAUUAUUCCCUGAAAUAUGGCGUGAAUUUCAUCAUUAUAUAUCUGUUCGAUUAAAGAACCCUAAUUUGCAAGACAUUAAUAUUCCUGAAAGUCGUUCAAAUAGGUGGCAUAAUUCUUGGAAGCGUUAUUUUAUUGAGCUCGUUUAUCUUAGAGGUUAUGUGAUGCUUUAUCCAAAUUAUAUUAAUUUUGUCAGCCUUUCCACUAACCAUCAUGAAAAAGGCGUACACGUUCAUAAAGAAACUCGUAAAGGUUUUUUAUUACCACUUAUGAAACAUGAUAUUAUAUCUGAGGGACUACCAAAUGGUGGUUUGCCUAAUUAUAGAAAUUUACCAACAUUGGAUCUUUUCGGAACAGUUGUACCAUUUAAAACAAUUGUGGAACGUGGACAUAAUCUACACAGAAAUAUUUCACUAUGCCCUCCCAGCAAUUCUGAAAUACUUACUUAUGAUCCUAAAGAUCUAUUAUGUAUAGAUGAAUCAAAGAAGAUUAUUGAACCCAAAAAACGUAAAAAACUAAAAUUAAUUAAACUCAACAAAGCUAUCAAGGAUGAACAGACUAAGAACAAAGCUAUCAAGGAUGAACAGACUAAGAACAAAGCUAUCAAUGAUGAACAGACUAAGAACAAAGCUAUCAAUGAUAAACAGACUAAAAACAAAGUUAUCAAUGAUAAACAGACUAAAAACAACGUUAUCAAUGAUAAACAGACUAAGAACAAAGUUAUCAAUGAUGAACAGACUAAGAAUAAACCUAUUGCAGCACCUAUCAUAUAUAAGAAUAAACCUAUUGCAGCACCUAUCAUAAAUAAGAAUAAACCUAUUGCAGCACCUAUCAUAAAUAAGAUUAACCCCGACUCAAAAUCAGCUAAUCUUAAUUCUAAGUCGGAUCAAUCUAAACGGUAA